AUGUACUGUGCAACAGUGGCUGUUGUGCUGGUCAUUACAGGGGUACUUUUAGGAUGCAUUUACCUCAUUAGUUUAAGGUCCGGCAAGAGGUCAAUGAGCGUGGUGGAGUUGUCUCAGAGCAUCAAAACUGUGCACCUUUUCAUUGUCGUGAUUGCCAUUCUCGUAAACAACAAGGAACUGCUGGGAUGUUCCACUUACCAUUUGGUGCAUACAUCUGAAUGUCACGCGAAAGACGUAACCAAUGAAAUGCUACUCGGAACUCUGCCAGCCACGGUGACAAUCAUGGCCAUUAUCAGACUCCGUGUGUGCCUCUGCAAAGGAGAUGCUUCCAAAUUAGUCACCAAGCGAUUCGCAGGUAGUCUCUACAUCCUGGAGAUCCUAUGGUCCGUUUUUCUCUGGGCAUUGAUUCAAAUCCCGGAGUUUUUAAGAGAGAAAAACGAAAUAUUAAGCAACUUAUUACCGAAUGAAACAAACGAAACGUCUUUUUUACCCCUUGACGACUGUUACAGAUACAUACACGAGAUACAUUCCAGCGUUAUGGUUUACAAAUGGGCUAACAUUUGCGUGUGCUAUAUAUUGCCACUAGUUUCUGGCAUUUGUAUUUACGUCAAGAUUAUUACGCACGUAUACAAGUCUGCUUCUAGAGUACAGAUGCAUUCUAUUGUGCCCACUCAAACAACUUCUGUGUUUUUGGUGCCAUCCUCCCAGUCCUCAUCUGAGAGCAAUCCAUCCCCAAGAAUCAGCAAUGGAUACAAAACUGCUGGCAACAUUCAUCGCUCUGUUCUAGGGAUUGUGAUCGGUAUAAUUAUCAGUUGGUUACCACUGUGUACCAUUAAGAUGAUAUCUUUAAUAUCAGGCGACUACAUAUCCAUUUUGUACAGAACAAAACUCCACCUUAUACUUGCUAUAUUUGUUACCUUUCCAUUUGAAGAAGGUAUUCUCCAAAGUGACAAGAGAAAGCGCCUUGCUGUUUUCUUUAAACGAUUAUUGGCAAAACCCGACCACACCGAUGUUCAGAGACAAGUGCGACACGAUAUCAUUUUGAUACCGGAGACUACCCAAAAUGGUGUAACCACCAUCCUAAAAUCGCUACAGGAAUCCAGAACACCUGUACCACAUGAACAUGGAAUUGUCAAUCUUAGCGACAGUAAAACAUCGCAGCUUACGAUGACAUCCGAAAAUUUGCGUCGAACUUCCAUCCAGAGUUACGAUUCUUCCUCAACCUCCAGCUUAUAUUCCCGGCGCAGGGGAUUAAUGGUACCAUCAAUGCGAAUCUCUACCAGCACACUCUCAGAAAACUCAUCGGUCUAUAUAAUUUCUUCACCGAUAUCCAUGAAUCAACAUUCUCCUUACCUAUCCAGCAAUGGUAGCUUUUCACCUUUAUUCAUUCGAGUCAACAGAGAAGCAAUAGCCAGCACAGACUCGCUGGAUGUCAGCGAUACGUUUACCUGUACCCCAUACUCCGUGAGAACGUUUUCGUUUGGUUCUACAUUGUCCUACGACUGUCAGAGUUCUUCAGAAUCUUGUAGGACAUCGUCUUUCUCCCGUGCCCGAUCUAAAUAUAGAACCUUACAGCGAAAGGUUUCGUCAUCUGUGAAAUACAAUAUACCAGAAUAUUGA
Molecule: messenger RNA, 1620 nt
Organism: Ostrea edulis (European flat oyster)
Lineage: Eukaryota; Metazoa; Mollusca; Bivalvia; Ostreida; Ostreidae
Exons: 2
Coding region: 1-1620 (539 amino acids)
Source: RefSeq, a predicted model, not a curated record